UUUAGCUUAAGCUUUCGACUUGAGAUUUAUAGUAGAAUAUUUCACUGGAAAGUCAUAUGAAUCUAGUUAAAAAUAUGAGUGAAACUUUUCUUUUGAACACUGCUAUUUCAAUGCGUGUAAAUAUCUUAUUUUCUCGCGUUAUUUACAAUUAACCGAAUUAAUAAUGAGUGUUUACGUAUUAUCGGAUGAUAGUGAUCACAGUAACCAUGAGGACAUCGAUUUUAUGAAGAAGUUCGAAGACGAUGCUAAAGAAGAUUGUGUAGAUUUAACUCAGGAAGAUUUGGAACCUGAUAAUGAACCAUACCGAUCACCGACGAUCAGUGACCCCUACGAAGAUCUGCCUCCAGUCCAGCUGACAGGCCCGGUGGCCACCCUAACCUCCAACAGCAGUACUAACAGUGGCACCACAAGAUCUGGUAGCGAUGGUACCACCAGCUCAAGUGGGGUGGCCACUCUUAGCUCUGGAAGCAAUAGUUACGGUAGCUUAGGCUCUGGGAGCUAUGGUAUGACCAGUGGUACAAACAGUUCUAGUUGUUAUGGGGGGUCUGAAUGCUCUAGCGGUAGUAAGAAGGAGUUGUGUACUAUUCUUGACUUAAUCUUAUUAUCCUCAUCACCACUAAAUCAUCAUCAUCAUCAAUUUAACUGUUUAGAAACCAAAGAUGCUAAAAGCAAGAAGAAGGCUGAUGCACAAGCCAAGAAGCAGAAGUUGGCUCAAGAGCGAGCAGCAAAGGCAGCUGCCGCUGAAGCGAACAAGGUUUACAAGCCCGGGGAGUGCAUGAAGUACAUGCACAUAGAAAUGCACCCAUCCCUGCUCGAGCAAUGGUACUGCGCAGACGUGCCCCGCGAGGCGGGAGCCGCGGGCGCCAAGAUCGAGACUGUGAAGGAUCUGUGCGACCCGGCUCUUGUCAUGUGGAGCCGGCGGGUGCCCAGAGCGCUCACUGCGUCUAACGGACAGGUAGAGUUGUCUGCGGCCCGCCAACGUUGCCCGCGCGCGUUAUAUACGAGCACAAUAUCGGAAAUAUCCCAUUUCGUCCGCAACAGAUCCCUCUCCGCGCACAUACAGCAAGCGGCGGCGCUGGCCGACUGCGAACUUACCCUGGUCGUGCUCGGGGUGAAGGACUAUUUUAAAGCGGCUAAUCGGAGGCAAAAUGGGGUUUUGAUCACGGAGAUUGAGCUGGAAAUGGCUUUAACAGAUUUAUUGGUGAGUGCUCGAUGUGACUCAGCGCUGGUCGACACGCCUAAUGAACUGGCUCUACUUAUUGUACAGUUCACCAAGGCAAUAGCUGAGGAACCACAUAAGAAAAUAAAGCGAAGCUUUGAUGAACAAGCAGAGUUCUACAUGAGAGGAGACAACAAGAAAUGUGUUCCUGUGGAUAAAGAUGGAAAUGGAGCUAGUAGAUUAUGGCAGCAAAUGAUCGCUGUACUCCCGGGAUCCAGUUUAGAAACUUCUAGAUCUGUCUGCGCGCAAUACAAAUCACCUCUCGCCCUUUAUCAGGCGCUUCAACUUCCGAAUGGAGUAAAUGAAUUGGCUGAUAUAGGAGUUUCAAGAACGGGAGUCCCUGGAUCAAAAAGUCGUCGUUUAGGGCCGGAGUUUGCGAGGAAAUUAAGGAUAUUAUUUACUGCUGAAGACGGAGAUGUGCUAAUAGACUGAUAAGUUAAAAUAUUGUUUGUAAAUCAUGAAGAGGAAUAAAUAUUGUUUUUACGUUA
This is a messenger RNA of Leguminivora glycinivorella, 1707 nucleotides long. It is a transcript of the gene mms4, whose product is annotated as crossover junction endonuclease EME1. The record is from RefSeq and is a predicted model, not a curated record. Gene Ontology annotation, biological process: resolution of meiotic recombination intermediates; replication fork processing; mitotic intra-S DNA damage checkpoint signaling. NCBI's taxonomy places the organism in Eukaryota, Metazoa, Arthropoda, Insecta, Lepidoptera, Tortricidae. Gene Ontology annotation, cellular component: Holliday junction resolvase complex; nucleus. The transcript is spliced from 11 exons. Bases 164 to 1651 code for a protein of 495 amino acids.